Messenger RNA from Gorilla gorilla gorilla (western lowland gorilla), 2571 nucleotides. Its product is annotated as zinc finger protein 595. The transcript has 4 exons. Gene Ontology annotation, molecular function: DNA-binding transcription repressor activity, RNA polymerase II-specific; RNA polymerase II cis-regulatory region sequence-specific DNA binding. Bases 520 to 2496 code for a protein of 658 amino acids. Gene Ontology annotation, biological process: regulation of immune system process; regulation of cytokine production; negative regulation of transcription by RNA polymerase II. Gene Ontology annotation, cellular component: nucleoplasm; nucleus. NCBI's taxonomy places the organism in Eukaryota, Metazoa, Chordata, Mammalia, Primates, Hominidae. The record is from RefSeq and is a predicted model, not a curated record.
UGGCGCCGCCUUUUCCUCUGGCUCCUGCGAGGGCUUGGUUUAGGGGUUCAGCUCUCUGCGUUCUUGGCUCCGGGAGGCCUCGGUGAUGCAGCCACAGCCUCUGCCUCCCGUUGCUCUGUGACCUGAGGGUAUUGGACGAUUUGUAGCUAAGACUCCCGGAUACCCUGAAGUCGGGAAAUGGUGAGUGUGCGGGGCAGGGCGUCCGGAGGCUGGGGAGGCCUCAUCGGAACCGGCGGGAAAUGGCGGCGGCGGGACCGAGUCUGCGAACGGAGUCCCCGCUGCCGCCUCUCAGCCCUCAGUCCCCUCCGGUGAGGGACCGGGCUCCUGUCGGUCCCCGCAUGGCGGCUCUGGCCCAGCCUGCGGCCCUCCUUGUGCAGUUCUGCGCCCGCAGCCCCGCACCUUCCCUGGGCCGUGGGGUGAGGAGGAGCUCAUCUGGAAGACGCCGGCGCCCGCGUGCGAGGUGCCCGCGUGGGAGGAGCUGUGGUCCGGGGGUCCGGUGCCUACUUUACCCUUUUCGGAAUGAGAUCGAGGCCCCAUCGAAACAAAGUUCAUGAUCUCUUAACAUUCAGGGAUGUGGCCAUAGAAUUCUCCCCUGAAGAGUGGAAAUGUCUGGACCCUGCCCAGCAGAAUUUGUAUAGAGAUGUGAUGUUGGAGAACUACAGGAACCUGGUCUCCCUGGGUUUUGUGAUCUCUAACCCAGACCUGGUCACCUGUCUGGAGCAAAUAAAAGAGCCCUGCAAUUUGAAGAUACAUGAGACAGCAGCCAGACCCCCAGCUAUAUAUUCUCCUUUCAGCCAAGACCUUUCACCAGUGCAGGGGAUAGAAGAUUCAUUCCACAAACUUAUACUGAGAAGAUACGAGAAAUGUGGACACGAGAAUUUACAACUAAGAAAAGGCUGUAAACGUGUGAAUGAGUGUAAGGUGCAGAAAGGAGUUAAUAAUGGAGUUUACCAAUGCUUGUCAACUACCCAAAGCAAAAUAUUUCAAUGUAAUACAUGUGUUAAAGCUUUUAGUAAAUUUUCAAAUUCAAACAAACAUAAGAUAAGACAUACUGGAGAGAAACCCUUUAAAUGUACAGAAUGUGGCAGAUCAUUUUACAUGUCACACCUAACUCAACAUACAGGAAUUCAUGCUGGAGAGAAACCCUACAAAUGUGAAAAAUGUGGCAAAGCCUUUAAUAGGUCCACAUCACUUAGUAAACAUAAGAGAAUUCAUACUGGAGAGAAACCCUACACAUGUGAAGAAUGUGGCAAAGCCUUUAGACGGUCCACAGUUCUGAACGAACAUAAGAAAAUUCAUACUGGAGAGAAACCCUACAAAUGUGAAGAAUGUGGCAAAGCCUUUACAAGGUCAACAACACUGAAUGAACACAAGAAAAUUCAUACUGGAGAGAAACCCUACAAAUGUAAAGAAUGUGGCAAAGCCUUUAGAUGGUCCACAAGCCUGAAUGAACAUAAGAAUAUUCAUACUGGAGAGAAACCCUACAAAUGUAAAGAAUGUGGCAAAGCCUUUAGACAGUCCAGGAGCCUGAAUGAACAUAAAAAUAUUCAUACUGGAGAAAAACCCUACACAUGUGAAAAAUGUGGCAAAGCUUUUAACCAAUCCUCAAGUCUUAUUAUACACAGGAGCAUUCAUUCUGAACAAAAACUUUACAAAUGUGAAGAAUGUGGCAAAGCCUUUACUUGGUCCUCGUCCCUUAAUAAACAUAAGAGAAUUCAUACUGGAGAGAAACCCUACACAUGUGAAGAAUGUGGCAAAGCCUUUUAUAGGUCCUCACACCUUGCUAAACAUAAGAGAAUUCAUACUGGAGAGAAACCCUACACGUGUGAAGAAUGUGGCAAAGCUUUUAACCAAUCCUCAACUCUUAUAUUACACAAGAGAAUCCAUUCUGGGCAAAAACCUUACAAAUGUGAAGAAUGUGGCAAAGCCUUUACACGGUCCACAACACUGAAUGAACAUAAGAAAAUUCAUUCUGGAGAGAAACCCUACAAAUGUGAAGAAUGUGGCAAAGCUUUCAUAUGGUCCGCAAGCCUGAAUGAACAUAAGAAUAUUCAUACUGGAGAGAAACCCUACAAAUGUAAAGAAUGUGGCAAAGCUUUUAACCAAUCCUCAGGCCUUAUUAUACACAGGAGCAUUCAUUCUGAACAAAAACUUUACAAAUGUGAAGAAUGUGGCAAAGCCUUUACUCGGUCCACAGCCCUGAAUGAACAUAAGAAAAUUCAUUCUGGAGAGAAACCCUACAAAUGCAAAGAAUGUGGCAAAGCCUAUAACUUAUCCUCAACCCUUACUAAACAUAAGAGAAUUCAUACUGGAGAGAAACCCUUCACAUGUGAAGAAUGUGGCAAAGCCUUCAAUUGGUCCUCAUCCCUUACUAAACAUAAGAUAAUUCAUACUGGAGAGAAAUCCUACAAAUGUGAAGAAUGUGGCAAAGCUUUUAAUCGGCCCUCAACCCUUACUGUACACAAGCGAAUUCAUACUGGCAAGGAACAUAGUUGAAUGACAUUUCUAGUAAACUCUAAUUCCAGUGUCUUAAAACAGCAAAUAAAUUGGAGAAUAUUGCUCCCAUAUAAA